UUGGAAACUUUCAUGCGUUUGCUCCAGACUCCAGUACCCACAACACCUUAGAGCCCAACAGCCGAAGUGUGAAAUAAAUCAAAAAGGAAAUCUCACCGUCACUGCUGUUCGUCAGAACAACUCGCAGAUGGGACAUUCCGGCGCUCAGUUGUCUUCGUUGUUGACGGAUUUCUUAAGCAAGUCCGGUGGCGUCGCCAUUAUUGACGGUGGUCUCGCCACGGAGCUCGAGAGGCACGGUGCUGACCUCAACGAUCCCCUUUGGAGUGCCAAGUGUCUUCUCACUUCUCCUCACCUUAUCCGUACGGUGCACCUUGACUAUCUAGAAGCAGGUGCUGAUAUUAUUAUCACAGCAUCUUAUCAGGCCACCAUUCAGGGUUUUGAAGCAAAAGGAUUCUCUAGUGAAGAAAGUGAAGCUAUGCUUAGAAGAAGUGUGCAAAUUGCCUGUGAGGCAAGGGAUAUUUACUAUGAGAGAUGUAAAUCAGGAGCUUCCGAUGGUAAUAAAGACAGUAGGGUUAUGAAAGAGCGUCCCAUUUUAGUUGCAGCUUCUGUUGGCAGCUAUGGAGCUUAUUUAGCUGAUGGAUCUGAGUACAGUGGGAAUUAUGGUGAUGAAGUUACCUUGGAAACCUUGAAAGUUUUUCAUCGCAGAAGAGUUCAGGUAUUGGCUGAAUCAGGUGCUGACCUCCUUGCAUUUGAAACAGUUCCAAAUAAGGUAGAAGCUCAGGCUUAUGCUGAGCUCUUAGAGGAAGAAAACAUAAAGGUUCCAGCAUGGUUUUCCUUUAACUCUAAGGAUGGAGUCAAUGUGGUUAGUGGUGAUUCUUUGGUAGAAUGUGCUUCAAUCGCUGAAUCGUGUGGGAAAGUAGUCGCUGUGGGAAUCAACUGCACUCCUCCUAGGUUUAUCCAUGGACUUGUAUUAUCUCUCAAGAAGGUGACUUCCAAACCAAUACUUAUAUAUCCAAACAGUGGGGAGAACUAUGAUGCUGAUCUAAAGGAGUGGGUGCAAAAUACUGGUGUAUCAGAUGAAGGUUUUGUGUCAUACGUAAACAAAUGGUGUGAGGAUGGGGCUUCCCUUGUUGGCGGUUGUUGUAGAACAACUCCCAACACCAUCAACGCUAUAUAUAGGACUCUUUCCAAUAGAUCUUCUGCUUUGCCUCUGUAGCUGCCAGUCAACCACCAUGAUUUGACAUAGGAGCAAAGCAAUUACAAGUCUAACGAGGCUAUUAAAAGGGUUUUGAUGGUAUUUUUGCCCGCAGUUGUGAUGCGGAAAAGAGGGUUUGAUAUAGCCUAUGAUGAAGGUCAGGGUUGAACUUUUGUUCUCGCAGCUGAGGCAUCUUUGGUGAGCUACUUAUCGGGUGAAUAUCACUAGUUGCGUGCUAGCAAUCUUAGGUGUGAGUUUAGUCUCAUUUUCUGUUUUAGCCUUCUCAUGUAUAUUGGAAGAUUGGGUUCUAUGUUAAGGCCAACUUGAGCUAUUUAAUUACGUAAAACCUUUUGGUGACUGGAAAUUGGUUGGAAUCUCAUUAACAUUAACUAGAAUGCGAGUGAGACAAGGCUGUUGAAAACUUUUGGCCA
This is a messenger RNA of Manihot esculenta (cassava), 1566 nucleotides long. RefSeq names its product homocysteine S-methyltransferase 2. Bases 128 to 1156 code for a protein of 342 amino acids. Gene Ontology annotation, molecular function: S-adenosylmethionine-homocysteine S-methyltransferase activity; zinc ion binding. NCBI's taxonomy places the organism in Eukaryota, Viridiplantae, Streptophyta, Magnoliopsida, Malpighiales, Euphorbiaceae. The transcript is spliced from 7 exons. Gene Ontology annotation, biological process: S-methylmethionine cycle. The record is from RefSeq and is a predicted model, not a curated record.